This is a messenger RNA of Anneissia japonica, 6051 nucleotides long. RefSeq names its product probable RNA-dependent RNA polymerase 1. The transcript is spliced from 7 exons. The record is from RefSeq and is a predicted model, not a curated record. Gene Ontology annotation, biological process: siRNA processing. Gene Ontology annotation, cellular component: nuclear RNA-directed RNA polymerase complex. Gene Ontology annotation, molecular function: RNA-directed RNA polymerase activity. The coding region runs from base 333 to 4310 and encodes 1325 amino acids. NCBI's taxonomy places the organism in Eukaryota, Metazoa, Echinodermata, Crinoidea, Comatulida, Comatulidae.
UUAGCAUCGCUUUGGUCUUGCCGUUUUGGUCUAUUGCUGUUCUGGUCGAAAAGGUGUUCGAUUUUUGGAUGUUCUCAAGCUGCUUAACAUGUGACCUUGUCGGUCCCCAAACAGAACAGCAAUAAUCUAAAACAGGUAAAACAAUGGACUUUUACAUGUACAAUUGCAAAAAGAAAAGAAAACCUUGGCCAACAGAAAUACGGGAAAUGAAACCAAGCGAUCUAGAGGCUCUCGAGCAGACAUUAAGUGAGAUCAGAUGAGAUAUGAACUCCAAGAAUUUAGCUUCAUGGUGUUUGUAUUUGUUCCAGAACUCCUGUUAAUACAAUAGUAAAAUGGCUGUAAAACCAUCACUGAGAACGACAACUUUCGAGGUUUUAUUUCAAACCAAGUCUGACAUUCCAACAGAUGACAUUCUCACCAAAAUUGACUGGAAUCUUACUUUGAAAGUGAAUAGUAUUAGUAAAAUUGCAGAAUGGCGCCACUUUGGAAACCUGCUACAUAUAUGGCAUGUCAAAAUGACUUCAGAUUUGGCCGUCUCUGAAUGCUUUGAAGAGGUCCGUCAACAAUGGUGCCGUAAGAAGCUCAUUUACUUUCCGUGGCUACGACCAGUAAGCAAAGACGUAUAUGGCCGAGGCAGGGGCGAACCACACCACCCUGGAAUAAAAGUAAAAUCGUUCACCUUAGGGUCCGUACGUAAUCGUGGGGAGUUCAUAGCCGCUGAGCAGCAAGAUAAUGAUGUUAAGGUGACAUUUGAACAUGACUCAAAACUGUUAACAAUCGAUUUCAUCGAGAAAGGGAGGAAACGUUUCCCACACAGAAUGGAAUUCCAUUAUGACGACUUUCAGCAAAUCGUUUUGGUUGAUUAUCAAAAGAGUGACAAAGCAAGUCUGUACUUAUUUGUAAACGUGCCUCCACGCAUUCGGCGUGCAGAUUCCAGUUUGGUGUCUGGUAACACGAAGUGGAAUCGAACAACUGCCUUUGCUGGUUACUCCGCCUCGGUUAUUGGUAAUUCUUCGGUACUUGCUGUUGCUUUCGAAGGUGACUUGAAGAAUACAGUUGAUAAGAUACUUAAACGUUUCGAAUGCUCACAAGCGUUUAGGGUUUACUAUGCUAAAACCAACAUCAUUUUCGACACUCGUAAUGAUUUUGUUUGUGAACACACAUUUUCAAGUUUCGAAACGCAGUAUGCAAUAAAAUCAUUUCUUUCUGUUGGAAGAACAUCUUCCCAUCAUUGUAAAAAAUUGCUAGAUGAAGUCAAGAGAAUGGACGAAGAAAAAACUAUUAGUGAAGAAGUAAUACAGAGAGCUCUGUAUUCAUUGAACAGACAACUUGAAAAUGACUAUUUCAUUGACCUUAAAGCAGCAUUUCUUGUUCUUGUGAAUGAUGAAAAAAAUAACAGAACCAAAGAAGAGGUUCCAGGUAGAUGCGUUUACGUGCGUCGUUUUUACUGCACUCCAACAAGGCUUAUAUUUGAACAGCCAGAACUGAUGUUCAGUAAUAGAAUAUUGAGGCAGUACGGUGAAGAAUUUUGUGCCCGAAUUGUCUUUCGGGAUGAAAACUAUCGCAAGCUAAAUGGCACGGAAGCUAAUAGUUCUACUGACAUAGCCAAGCGAAUCAUUCAAACUCUGUUGAAAGGCGUAAAAAUUGGUGAUCGAAGGUAUAAGUUUCUUGCAUGUUCCAAUAGUCAGCUACGUGAUCAUGGGUGUUGGCUCUACGCACGAGAUAGAAUUGGUAAUACUGGAGAAACAAUACGCAAUAACAUGGGUGAUUUUCACGAUAUUAGAGUAGUUGCAAAAUACAUAAAACGAAUGGGGCAAUGCUUUUCUACUUCUGAGUCAACCGUAGAGGUAAAGGUGGAGACAGGUCAGGUUGAGCAUGUUAAAGACAUUGAAAGAAAUCCAUAUUGUUUUUCUGAUGGAAUUGGAAAAAUAUCUGGAGGUCUGCGUGACAAAGUGUGCAAAGAGUUAAGCAGAGAAGUCAAACCGUCUGCUUUUCAAAUCCGCUACGGAGGAUACAAAGGAGUGAUAAGUUAUGAUCCGACUCUAACAGGAGAAAAAAUUAUUCUUCGUGAAAGCAUGUACAAGUUUGAAAGCCGCCACUGUAUGCUUGAGGUCAUGGAUCAAUCAAAACCAGGUCGUCUAUUUUUGAAUAAACAAGCAAUUACUCUGCUUUCUGGAAGGGGCGUACCGGAUGACGCAUUUAUGAGGCUGCAAGAGGAUAUGCUUUACCAUCUUGCUAACAUGCUGCUCGAUGAAACCAAUGCAGUUAAAUCGUUGAAAAAGCGUGUACGUAAUGGCAUGGCGUUCAGAAUUAUUUCAGAAAGUGGUAUCUCGUUGACUCGGGAACCAUUCUUCAAAGGAAUGUUACGUACACUGUACAGAUAUUAUAUAGGUAAUCUGAAGAGGAAGGCUCGCAUAGAAAUUCCUGAUGAAUUUGGGAGAAACAUGAUCGGUACUCUUGAUGAAUCAGGAACUCUGCAGUAUGGUCAAGUCUUUGUACAAUACUCGAAGGACAUAAACGAUCCUCAGAAAGAAACUAAGAUUCACAAAGGCCCUGUUGUGAUCACAAAGUUUCCAGCCCUUCACCCAGGAGACAUUAGGAAGUUCGAGGCGGUUGAUGUUCCAUCUUUGCAUCACAUGAUAGAUUGUGUUGUCUUUCCACAAACAGGUAAAAGACCUCAUCCUGACGAGAUGGCAGGCUCUGAUUUAGAUGGUGAUGAGUACUUUGUAACAUGGAUGCCGGAACUGUUAAUCCAGGAAAACGUCAAACCAAUGGAUUUUCCAUCCUCACCAUCAAAAAAGCACUAUAGUAAAAUUAAUGAGCACGAUAUGAUUAAAUACAUAUCAGAUUACAUUAAAAAUGACAAGGUAGGCAUAAUUUCUAAUGCUCAUUUGGCUUUUGCCGAUUCUGAACCAAAGGGAAUACAUUCUGAUGUAUGUAUCAAUAUUGCAGAAAAAUUUGCCAAAGCAAUUGAUUUCCCAAAAACAGGAUCAUGUCCAGAGUUGGAAAAGAAUGAACAUCCUUCGAUAUACCCGCAGUUUAUGGGAAAACGCGACAAAGCAAGUUAUUCAUCGAAGAAAGUUUUGGGAUUACUCUAUGAUCAGUGUCAAAAUGUUGAGUCGGUCACAUGGCAGCAGGAUGAAGGAAGCGAAUACAGAGAUGUAAAACUGGAUGAAGACCUUAUAAGUGAAGGGUAUGAAGAUUACGUUGAGGGAGCUCUAAAGACACGGGAUGAAUACAACCAUGAUCUCAAGACAAUAAUGACACAGUAUGGUAUUGAGAAAGAAAGUGAGGUCAUGUCCGGUUGCCUUAUUAAACUCAGUAGACGAAUUACUGAACGAAAUGAACGGUUUGAUACAGAAAGACUUGUUGCUGAAAAGAUUCGUAAUCUUCGUAAGAAAUAUCGACAUAUUUUUGAUACAGAGUUUGAAAAUGAAGAACAGAUCGACAUUAAGAGAAUGGCAAAAGCUUCAGCUUGGUACUUUGUGACCUAUAAAGAGGAAGAACCACAUUUAGGCCUAUUAAGUUUUCCUUGGGUUAUGUCGGAUGUUUUAGCUCAAAUAAAGAUACCACGCCUUGGGGACAAAACUACCUUAUCUGCAAUGCAAGUUAUUAAUAAACUAGAUGACGACAUUUUGAAUGCUCGUGGAAAAGUGUCCAUGAUGCAUGGCCUUGAGGCAACGUGGUCGUUAGCGAAGAGAUGUCCGCAUAUUAAAUCUGUCAUUGAAGUGUUAACACUUUGGGAUAAACAUCUCCAUCCCCGAGGUAUAACGUUAGAAAGGACAAAAGCUUUAAUCCAACAUUUUUCACACUUUGCAGAAAGCAAUGAUCUUCUUUCUGAAAGACCUUCGGAUAUUCUGCUAGGUUUUUUGGUUUAUUUGGGCAGCUUUAAAUCUAGAUCUUUGCCCCACUUUAAUCACCUACCUGGCGAUCCAUCUUUUAUCAUUAGUAGAAGCUUAAUUCAGAGGUUUAGUCGUGAAGCUGAGAGAAGCUAUCACAGGUUAGCUCUGUCUGGUACACUGGAUUGUAUCUUUGGACGUGGAUUUCCCGAAGGGCAAACCGAAGAUCAGUUUAAAAUAUGUUCCAAUGGUCUGGAAGAAAUGGAAAUACAAUACCCAGUAGAGGACCGAAUUAAAAAGGUGCAGAAGUCGACUGGAGCAAACAUUACUUUUCGGCGUGCACCUAUUGGCAGAGCCCGAUGUGAGGGCAUUGUUACAUUCUUUGGUUCAUAUGCACAGCAUCACACAAUCAGUCAAAUAAUUUCUGCUUGGAACAAUGGAAAUUUUAUAACUCGCUUGGAGACAUUGUGAGGACCGAUGCAAUUAAGUGUGCUUUAUUGAUUGUGUUGUGCACCCUUUUUAUGAACUUCUUCCAAUGUAAUGUACUUAUUCCUAACAUGCUUUACAACAGUUUGCUUGCAGGUCUUUGUAAUUCUCGUUCGAUUACAGUGGCGACGCUGGGGGGGGGGGGGAUGCUAGGAAAUACAGCCCUAGUAGAGAAGGUUUGUGCUUCCCCCCCCCCCCCACCUCGUUGGGGAGAAAAACCACAAUUCGUCGGGAAGAAAGAAAAGUAUAUUUAUUUACUACAUGUUAAUACUGUAGACUCUAAAAUUGAUUUGAAACUUAAAAGCCUUUGAAACUCCUAAAUUGUCACAUUUUUGAGGGGCUUUAACCCUGGACAAUUUUCGAGAGGUUGUUCGCCCACUUUAUUCUCGUCGGGGACAUCAGACCCCCCCCCUUGUCGGGGUCCUUGGACCCCCGUCGAGGAAAUCUUGGCACCACCCCUGUCCGAUUAAGGUUGGUAUCGGUGGUGGCCUGACAGUGAGCAGCUCUCAAGCAUCUGAAAAUCUCAAACCAUUUAGAUAAGAGGCCAAACCUGCCUUCAUCCCACCAUGGUACCGCCCAUUGGAUCAAAGAUCGAUUUGGGACUUGGUAUUUUUUGAAAUGUUUGGUAUUUUGUAGCAGCAAAGUUCGGUGGAGACGCAUGGGACGAAGCAUCUGGUAAAAAGAUUUCAGAAUCUAAAAAUCUGGGAAAAAAAUUAAUAGCUAUAGUGCUCUUAAAUGGAAGAGCAGACCUAUUAGUUCUAGAAGAUGUACUUUUAAAGGCAAUACUUAUUGUUAGAAAUGGUAUCAUGGAAUACUGUUAUUAAUUUUUUUUAUAACCUAGGCCUACUUCCUACCAGCAUUUGUAUUAUAGCAAAGUAUAGGCCUAAUAUUAUUGUGAUUCCAAUUAAAUAUGUUCAAUUUGUUAUAUUUGUUUAAUUAUAAAGAUUGAAAAAUUGAUUGGAAUAAUAUAGGUGUAGGUAGUAAUCUUUCUAGCCAAGCAAGUGGUUUUGUUGAUGCAAUAAUGUCAAGAGGAUUUGUUCAAGCUUUAAAUCAGCCAUCAUAUAUUACUCGUAAUAUGAAAGAACACUUUUUAGAUCUAGUAUUUAUUUCGAAUCCUCUCUUAAUUGAUAAAUGCCACAUAAUUAAUAAUUUUGUUUCAUGUGAUCAUGAAGCAAUUGAAAUUUCUCUAAAAAUAUCAUAUAAACGUACUAAAGACAUAACUAAAACUGUAUAUGCUCUUAAGAAAGCUGCUUUUGCAAAAAUGAAAAAUAUUUUAAAUAACUUUAAUUGGGAUAAUUGUUUUCAAUAUAAUGAUGUUAAUAGGGUUUGGGAAAAUAUUUUUGGUAAUAUCGAUACUGCGAUUUCAGAAUCAGUACCUAUUAAAAAACGGAAAAAAUCACAUUCUUUUCCAUGGAUAACUCCAGAAAUAAAAAAGCCUUUGUACAAAGAAAAGAAAAUUAUAUAAAAAGUUUUAAAUUUCUGGAUCUGAAGAGGACAAAAUUAAAUUUAGGUUAUGUAGCAAAGAAUUGAAGAAGGUAAUAUAUUGCAGUCAUCGUGACUAUGUUGUAAAUAUUUCUAAUAAGGCCUCGACGGAUGUAAAACAAUUUUGGGCUUACAUACGAGCCAUUAGACAGGAUUCAGAUAGUAUAAGCUUUAAUGUGAAUAACACAAUGGUGACAAAUGCUAAAGAGCUGGCAAAUUUAUUUAAUAAACAGUUUAUUGACAA